AUGGCCGGAUCACAGCUCAAGCGCCUCAAGGCGUCUUUGAGGGAACAGGGGAUUGUUGGCCCCCAACAAUCCAAGAAACAGAAGAAGCGCAUCGCCCAAGAUGACAAGGCACGACAAGACCGGCGCAUGCACAGAGGUGCCGUGAUGGAGGGCAUUCGCGAGCAGUUCAACCCCUUCGACCUCAAGCAUGCUAAAACUCCAAAGUUCGAGGUGACAAGCAACCGGCCUACCACCAGUUCCAUCAAGGGGCGACCGGGAGAGGCCAAGGCGGCCGCCGAGGAAAAGCGCCGUCAAACAUUGCUCCUCGACAUGCAACACCGCCACAAGGUCGGAGGCAUCAUCGAUCAGCGAUUUGGUGAAAACGACCCCACCAUGACGCCCGAGGAGAAGAUGCUGGAGCGAUUCGCUCGCGGGAAGAUGAGGAGCCAUAAAAAGAACUCCAUGUUCGAUUUGGAGGACGACGGUGAGGACGGUGGUUUCGAAGGGUUGACCCACGGGGGAAAAUCCCUGACAUUUGACGAGAUGCCGGUGGACGACUUCGAGGAGGAUCUUGAGGCUGAAGACAGCGACGCGUCCGAGCGGGGUCAGCAGCGCCUCAAGAGGGUCCGCGCCAUGAUUGCCGAUGGCACCAUUGAGCCUGGAAACGACGAGCCCGAGCGCAAAAAGACGAAGAAGGAGGUCAUGGAGGAGGUUAUUGCCAAGUCCAAGGCGCACAAGUACGAGAGGCAGCAGGCCAAGGAUGACGACGAGGACCUGCGCGCCGAACUCGACCAGGAACUACCAGAUCUGCAAUUUUUACUGAGGCAGAACAAAUCCAAGCGCCCCGAUGCGUCUGAGAACCAGAACGUGACCACGAUCGGUGGUGUCGCCCGUGACGCCUUCGAGAAGAACUUUGAUCUCGAGGUCAAGAAGCUGGCGCAGGACAAGAGGGCACAGCCAGCCGACCGUACCAAGACGGAGGAGGAGAAGGCAGAGGACGAGUCCAAGCGCCUCAAGGAACUCGAGGAGAAGCGUCAGAAGCGCAUGAGGGGCGAGUCUGUCUCGGACAGCGAUGGCGACGAGGAUGGCGGCAAACGGGGCGCUAAGAAGGUUGCGGACAGCCAGGAUGGCCAGGACGAGGACGAGGAGGAUGACUUUGGCCUGGGUAGCGGCAUCAAGGCAAGGCCAACGGCCACCGAGUUGGGCUUCGACGACGAAGACGAUUUCAUCAUCGACGACGACUUGGUGGCCAGUGGCUCCGACCUCGAUCUCGCCGAUGAUAGCGACGCCGACGUCGCAUCGACCGAGGACGAUGAAUCAGACUCUGCAGAGGAGGCUGAGGAGGAGGAUGAGUUUACGAGGGGCCUACUGAACGAGGAGGAGUCGCGUAACCCUGUUUUCAAGGCGGACUCCUCUGCAAAGGAGUCGGCGCUAAAGGAAGGCGACGAGAGCGGCCUCCCCUACACAUUCUCGUGUCCCCAGUCCAAGGAAGAGUUCGAGGAGCUGGCAAAGAAAUACCCGGUCGACACGCUGCCUACAAUCGUGCAGCGAAUCCGAGCCCUAUACCACCCAAAACUCGACAGCAAGAACAAGGAGCGUUUAGGCAACUUUACGGUGGCGCUCGUCGACUUCAUCUCGUCUCCGUUCGACGCCGAUUACGAUGCCGACGUCUGGCCUUCGUUUUCAGUACUUGAGGCCAUCAUCCGACAUAUUCACUCUCUAUCCAAGAUGUUCCCCGUCGAGAUCUCCAACGCCUUUCGACACGCCAUGGGUCAGACGGAGAGCAAGAGACCGCUGGCAUUGGAAGCUGGUGACCUGGUACUCCUCACGGCCGUGGGCGCGAUAUUCCCCACGUCGGAUCAUUUCCACCAGGUAGUGACGCCGUCCAUGCUGGUCAUGUCGCGCUACCUAGGGCAAACGGUGCCGCAGACGCUUGCCGAUCACGCCGUGGGUGUGUACCUCUCAAUGCUGUCGCUGCAAUACCAGAAGCUCGCCAAGAGGUACGUGCCCGAGGUGAUCAACUUCCUCCUCAACACCCUCUGUGCCCUGGCUCCGGCUGCGCCCGGACAGGGGCUGGGGCAGUUCCCCCAACACCGGUCCGACGAGGCUCUACGGGUUGACGGGGCCGCGGCCAAGGUGACGCCUCGCCGACUCAACUUCGGCGACUGUGUGCAGCCUGGGCCGCAAGAGGAGCAGGCCGCGGCAUCGGCCAAGGUAGCCAUCCUGAACACGACGCUUCAGGUGCUUGACGUCGCUGCAGACGCGUGGACAGGCAAGGAGGCCUUUGUCGAGACCUUUGGCCAGGUCCUGUCGGUGGUCAAGCACGUGACGGGCAAGAAGUGCAAGGCUCGGCUCCCCAGCCAGACGGCCGAAGUGGCGGAGAAGCUGCAGACCAAGCUGGAGCGCAUGACGCGGCUGGCCAGCCUGUCCCGUCGACCACUGGAGCUGCACCACCACCGACCGCUGGCCAUCAAGACGUUCGUUCCCAAGUUUGAGGAGACGUACGACCCGGACAAGCACUACGACCCGGACCGGGAGAGGGCGGAGAUGGCCAAGCUACGGGCGGAGCACAAGAAGGAGCGCAAGGGCGCGAUGCGCGAGCUGCGCAAGGACGCCCACUUCAUGGCGCGCGAGAAGCUCAAGGCCAAGAAGGCAAAGGACGAGGCGUACGAGAAGAAGUUCAAGAGGAUCGUGGCGGAGAUACAGAGCGAGGAGGGUCGGGAGGCCAACGAAUACGAGCGGGAGCGGAAUGCCCGGAAGAGGAAGAACAGGUCAUAG
Molecule: messenger RNA, 2757 nt
Organism: Geosmithia morbida
Lineage: Eukaryota; Fungi; Ascomycota; Sordariomycetes; Hypocreales; Bionectriaceae
Product: nucleolar protein 14
Exons: 2
Coding region: 1-2757 (918 amino acids)
Biological process (GO): maturation of SSU-rRNA
Cellular component (GO): small-subunit processome; nucleolus; Noc4p-Nop14p complex
Source: RefSeq, a predicted model, not a curated record